AUGCAAUUGUCAUUUACCUCCUCAGAUCUCCCUGUAGCUACAGUAGCUGUUGUGUCUCCUCAACCUCCCUACUAUGCUGGAGACAAAGUCACUCUGAGGUGUGAUAUAGCAGAGCACACAUACUAUUACUGGUAUAAAGACAAUCUAUUUAAGGAGAACAAAAAGACCCUCACCAUUCCUCUCCCUGAUCAUGCUGGCCAGUACACAUGUGAAGGAUAUAGAAGUGAUAGGAAACUGUAUUCUCAGAGGAGUGCUCCUGUCUCUAUCAGUGUCACAGACCUGCCCACAGCUAAAGUUACUGCAGAGCCCCAGAGUCCUGUGUUCACUGGAGAGACGGUCACUCUGAAGUGUGUGAUAGAGUCUCUCAGUGGCUGGACAUAUAAGUGGUAUAAGGCGUCCAGCACAACCCCAGUGUCUGAGGGAAACACCUUCACCAUCAGAGGAGCUGCUGAGUCUCAUAAGGGCCAGUACUGGUGUCAGGGGGAGAGGAGAGACAGACCCACAUCAUCACAACCAAGCAGGAGAAUUACUAUUGAUGUUAAAGCUCUGCCCACAGCUACAGUAACAGAGUCUCCUGAGGGUCCAUACUACCCUGGAGAUAAGGUCACUCUGAGGUGUGAUAUUGCAGAGCACACAGACUGGAAUUGGUAUUACUGGUACAGAGAUGGAAAUUCCAUUACAAAUUGGGGACGUCAGGCCAUCACCAUUUCCCUCCCUGAUCAAGCUGGCCAGUACACAUGUGAAGGGAGCAGAAGAAAUAGACCAAAGACUUCCCAGCGUAGUACUGCUGCCUCUAUCAGUGCAAGAUCUUUUCCAGUACCUACAUUGACUGUACAACGCAGUCCUGUGUUUACUGGAGAAACAGUCACUUUGACAUGUGGAAUACAGCCUUCAACUGGCUGGUCAUAUAGGUGGAAUAGGCACCAGUCAUCCAAGGUCAACACCUACACCAUCAGUGAAGCCACUUUGUCUCAUCAGGGGGAGUAUAAGUGCUAUGGAGUGAGGGACAGAAGCUGGAAAUCAUCACAUUACAGCAACACUGUUCAGCUUACAGUGAAAGCGCCACCUUUGGCUACACUGACUGUAGAGCCCCAGGGUCCUGUGUUCACUGGAGAGAUGGUCACUCUGAAGUGUGUGAUAGAGUCUCUCAGUGGCUGGACAUAUAAGUGGUAUAAGGAGUCUAGCACAACCCCAGUGUCUGUGGAAAACACCUUCACCAUCACUGCAGCAGCUGAGUCUCAUAAGGGCCAGUACUGGUGUCAGGGGGAGAGGAGAGACAGACCCACAUCAUCACAACCAAGCAGGAGAAUUACUAUUGAUGUUAAAGCAUCAAAGCCCAAACUCACAUUAAGUCCAGACCACCAGCUCCUCACAGGAGACUCAGUGACUCUGAGAUGUGAGUUGGGUGUUUCCUCUGGUUUGGUGUUCUACUGGUACAGAGACAAACAGAUCUCUGAUCCUGUGAACCAGACUGAUGGAGACUCUUACAGCAUCAGCUCUGUUAAAGUCUCUGAUGGAGGACGGUACUGGUGCAGAGCUGGGAGAGGAGACCCAGUCUUCUACACUCAAUAUAGUGAUGCAGCUGAAAUAAAGGUUACAGAUGCUGGGUCCUCUAAGUUGGUGGUAGCAGUGGGUGUGGUGAUUGGACUGCUUUUUGUCUUUGCUCUGGUCAUUUUAAUGGUCCUGAUGUAUCGCUCCCAAAAAGCAAAGGGUUCAGUUUCAGUGACGGCAAACCUUGUUCAGCAGCAGAGUGACAGUCACAGUCCAACCUCACAGAACAGAGUUUUAGAAUUGUGUGCUGUUGCUGGGGCCAGUGAUGUGCUCUAUGCUGAGAUUGAGCUGAAGGAUACAGACAAGGAAGACAAGAAAAAGAAAGAAGCCAAGAGAAGUGCAACCCUGCCCCACACUCUGUACUCAAUCCUGAGGCCAGUGAAGAGUCCAGUAGUCUCAGAUGGAGGUGGGGACGGGUCCAGUGAUGUGACAUAUGCCAACGUUAAAUCAAAGAAACGCAAGAAACAAGAUUCAGCUGGCCCCAGUGAUGUCACAUAUGCUGAUGUGCAGAUUAAGAUGAAACCACUGGGCAGCAGAGCUAAACCAACAAACCAACCAGAGGAACAUCUGUAUUCUGCUGUGAAGCCUGGUUGUUCAUCAAAUAAAGAAUAAUACAUUUAAACAAUAAAUUAAAAACAUUCAA
Messenger RNA from Sardina pilchardus (European sardine), 2194 nucleotides. RefSeq names its product basement membrane-specific heparan sulfate proteoglycan core protein-like. Gene Ontology annotation, molecular function: transmembrane signaling receptor activity. The record is from RefSeq and is a predicted model, not a curated record. Gene Ontology annotation, cellular component: plasma membrane. Bases 1 to 2163 code for a protein of 720 amino acids. Gene Ontology annotation, biological process: cell surface receptor signaling pathway. The transcript is spliced from 14 exons. Lineage: Eukaryota; Metazoa; Chordata; Actinopteri; Clupeiformes; Clupeidae.